Fusarium sp. VM40 is the source of this 4641-nucleotide messenger RNA. The record is from the annotation of a GenBank genome assembly. Lineage: Eukaryota; Fungi; Ascomycota; Sordariomycetes; Hypocreales; Nectriaceae.
AUGAGGCGCUUGUCCACUGAUGACGCCCGGACCAAAUGGUUGCCCCUCCCUUCUCCCUUCUGUACAGUCUCAGAUACCACUUUGACUUGCCUUACCGCCCCCCAAAAGGCACCAAAGCCAUGCCCCCCUGGCCCCGUAUCUACGAAUCAUUCCUCCACGCCCACAUCUUCUCCCAUCCUCACAAUCUCAACUCACAACUCUCUUCCUUCCUUCUUUUUUCCAACAACCAAGCGUGUCGCGCCAGAUGUCCUCCUCCUCAUGUCCAGUCCGCAUCGUUUGUCCGAAAAUGCCGCACACGCCGUACUGGUGAGCGAGCCAGAGCCUGAGCAAUGUUCCCGCUCUGCACCUGAAGGCCUGCCAGAUUCUUCUGCGACAGGCCGUGGCGCGGAAGCAGGCAAAGAUAGCCGUGUCGCUGGCCCUAAUCAUGAUUAUGAUGUUGAUGAUACCCAUCAAGGGCGCCGUGGCCAGACCCCCGCUGUCGCCCUCGCUGUUGAUGUCGCUGUCGCUGUCGCUGAUCCUACAGCCGACGACACUACGGCGGAUACUCCCACUCCCUCUUCAGUCUCCCCCUUCCUACCGCCACCCUCUGUGGACAAGGUGCCCAACAACGUGCCUGAUUCUGUUCCUGAUUCUGACUACGUUCCCCGUGGUGAUGCCAAUGCCAGGGACACUCCAGACCAAGCUGAUACCCUCCCUAUCGUUGCUGAUGCUCUUGAUCCUUCCUCUACCUCCAGUAAUAAGAAGGCCCGUGGCGCCGGUCCCAUACCGAGGCAGUCUGGUCCUUCCCUGCUGACCCAAGCCUUGGCUUCUGCCCGUGGUAUCACAAACGUCAAGUCUUCUAAAUCCUUCACUUCUCCUACAACUACAACCACGACUACUACUGAGUCUCCUCCUAUAACUUCGCCCUCCUCCACAUCCUUCAUAACUACGUCUGCUACCGAUACUCGACAGCCUAACCUAAACAAGACUUCUGCGUCCUCAUUGACUACAUCGUCUCCAACAUCUCCAACUGCACAGUCGAGUGUCUACUCUUUGACAGGGCCACCAACGGCACCAGCGACCCUUUCCUCACAACACGAUCGCGACGGCGCCUCCUACCCCUUCGAAACUUCCUACAACAAUGUUCCCGCUCAGCGCAUCGCUUCUAGGCCGUUGAUGAGAGCCACUUCUGAAUCUAUCAACAUGGGGACAUCUACAACUGUUACUACGAUGACGUCGCUCGCCCCUCGUGAGGUUGCGAGCGUUCCUUCGUCAUUCAACCACUCGACUCUUGCCACACUUCGAGGUGCUCUCGACAACCGUGAACCGAUGGAUUUGCCUCAAGGCAAAACCUCGACAUCUUUGGACUUGGAACAACAAUCUAUCGACUAUUACCAACCUCAAACUACAACAUACGCUGCUGCCCUUCCCGACCGAGCAGCCCAGACCGAGGCUCUUCGUCCAGGAUCAAAGACGCCACCCCCGGUGGCGCGAAAGGAGGAUGCUAGAAACAUUCAACAUAGACCAUCGCCGUGGGGAAAGAUCCCGCAAUGGACGAGCAACGGAGGCGAGAAAACGGAAAAGAUUUGGUCGAUUGGUUCUGCUGAGGGCCAUGAGGAGGAUGGUCUCGUCGAAAAGUCUGUAACCGAGGCGAUGGCUGGCUUAGAGCACAAUGCCCGCAGUCGCAAAUCGAGCUACAGUCUACGAUUCUUCAAAGAAGGCCUUCCACCAGAGGACAAAUUGCGUCGCAAGGAUACCAAAAACACUCAAAGAGAGAAACUGCCUCCUCUCGAGGAGGGCCAGCAACACACUUCACGCGAGAAAUCCCAAGCAACAACCUCGGACAAAGAGCUUGCUGCCAUUCGCACCGGAGAGGAAGACCUGGCAGGUCCAUAUCUCUUUCCGGAUACGUUCGAUGAACAAUCCGUUCUUACCACAUCGCCUAAGGAGGAUUACUUUACUAUUCCAGUCAAUGGCUCGCUCCAUUCUGGAGAUAUGGCGCCGUUUGAAGUGUCGCAGCCGAUCGCUCGGGCCAAUGACAACCACGAGCAAAAUAAAUUGGUGGAGAAAUUUGAGCCUGUGGGGCCGAUUCCGGAUACCGAUGCUGAUUCCGCCCGUGAAGCCGAGUUAGUGGAGGCAAGACGGGAUUCGGCCAGCGCCCAUUCUGAGGUCGGAUCUCGUGAUGAUGGAGAAGCCGAAGAAUCUGGGGAAGAAAAGAUCUCAUCUGCGGUCUUCCUACCCCACCAAGAGCUGCAAGGGUCCUGUCUAAGUGAGCCGCAGGACCGCAUUGCGGCCCGUAGUAUCCGAGUGCGGUCUCUAUCACAAAGUAAUCAACGUCCGUGGCUCGUCAAAGCCGACGAGCCGGAGCCUGAGGCCAUUCAUGAGAAGGAUGAACCGCCUUAUGGUAUUUCUCCUAUGCCUUCCCGUGAGACGCUCACCUUGAAACGCGGUGAUCUCAUCCCUGAAAAGGGUGAAGAAGGUGCUGUUAUUGAGGAAGAAAUCACAGUGACAACCGAGUCUCUUAAACAACCACAAAUCGUGAGCCAUUAUGAAGACCAAGCCCAUGAAAUUCAGCAUGACCCUCAGGAGCCCCUUGAGGCCAUCGAGCUCAUUCCGUAUAAACAUCAAGUUGGUGGCCACACCACCCUCUGGAGAUUUUCUCGAAGGGCUGUCUGUAAGCAACUCAACAAUAGGGAAAAUGAGUUUUACGAGACUAUCGAGAGGUACCACCGUGAUCUGCUGCCUUUUCUUCCUCGCUACAUCGGUGUGCUGAACGUCACCUUCCAAAAGCAGGCUCGUCGAAAGAGUACGUCUAAGAAAGAUGAGCAUGCAGCAGCCGAACGAAAAAAGGCUCAAGAAAAACUCGAGGCUAGUAGACAGGAAUUGGAACAGACCGAGGACCAAGAGACUCCCGAACCCGGGAGACCGACAGGCAGAGUCAUCAGCCAAUCUCUUGCCAAUAGCAAUAUCCCAGUUCCGACGGUCACAUUCGACGACAACAGACACAUUCUUCCUAGAAACCUGCUCCAGCCGAUGCCCUUGCCAAGAGAAUACCGACGACAGAGCAUCUCAACGUCCGUUGUGCCGAAUCCUUCUGUCCCAUCAUCUGGAACAUCUCACAGACCGCCAUUGGACGAGCGACCCAACAGUUGGGGUGCUACUAUGGUCAACAAGCGGUUGAGGAACGAGGUUUUCAACGAUGCAUUCUUGAAGGAACCCGUCACGAUCCAUCGACACCGUCGGCCACACCAACGAUCAAUUCCACGAUCAACCCUGCAGCGCCUUUUGAGAUCAACCAAUUCAGACCCUUCCCUAAUCAAACGUGAUUCACCGUUCGUGAAUGGUCAUGACGCACCGGCUACUUACCAAACGGAACGCAAGAUGAUGUCACACCACUAUUCACACAGCGAUCUCGGACCUGUCAUGGAUGAGUAUGUCCAGUCCGAGCCAGAGCAGGCCCCUGAUGAACCGAAGGAUGUGACGGGAACUAGUGCACCAGAGCCUGAAACAUUGAAGGACAAUCCUCUCGCCGCGAAGAAGAAGCGCAGAUACUCGGCUGGUGGUCUACGCCGAAAGCCCGAGGAUGUUCGAGAGCCCAGAGGCGAUUUGAAGUACUUUGAAGAGGCCGACGAUGCUGGAUACAAGGGCGAUAAUGAGGACAACCCAAAGAGACACUCUGAAACCCAUUCCACUUCAGGUGGCCAUCAUCAUUCGGAGACGAACGGCGCCAAUCAUCACUCGCAGUACAUCCAGCAUUUGAAACCCGAACACGAGUUUGCAGUUGAUUCAGCAGAGCCAACACCCAUUGAGGAUAUUUCCGAGUUCACCAAGGUUCCUAGGCCAGUUAAUCCAAAAGAGGCGAAGUCUCAGAAGGAUCGUGUUGAAUACUUCUUGCUCCUGGAAGAUCUAACAUCAGGGAUGAAGAGGCCUUGCAUGAUGGACCUAAAAAUGGGUACUCGACAAUAUGGUGUGGAGGCCACUCCGAAAAAACAGAAGUCGCAAACGGAAAAGUGCCGAAACACAACAUCAGCCGAGCUAGGAGUCCGAAUCUGCGGGCUGCAAGUAUGGAAUGUUGAGAAGGAGACCUACGACUUUCAGGAUAAGUACUAUGGCCGAAAGCUGAAAGCUGGCGAUGAGUUUCAGGGUGCAUUGACAAAGUUCCUGUACAAUGGCGUCGAUCUACAUAGUAUUCUACGACAUAUCCCAGUCGUGCUCAAGAAGCUGGCACAGCUGGAACAGAUCGUGAGCAAGUUGGGCGGGUAUCGCUUUUACGCAGCAAGCUUGCUCAUGUUUUACGACGGAGAUACAUCUGAGGAUGAUGACUACGAAACCAUGUAUGAGUCGACCACCGACUGUGCAACCGAUACGGAAGAGACAUCGCGGAAGAAGCCGAAAAACAAGAGGGAGAUUGAUUUCAAGAUUGCCGAUUUUGCCAACAGUGUCACCCCCUUCGAUAAAAUUGACGACAAGCCCUGCCCCCCGCAGCAUCCUAAUCAACCCGACGGUGGAUUUCUCAAAGGUCUACGGAGCUUGAGAAGAUAUUUCCUUCAGAUUCAGAGGGACGUAAGGCAGGAGUUGGGGCUUGAUCCAUAUGGGCGAUUCUCGAACCAUAUGGACUAUGCUGGGGAUCUUGAUUCCGAGAAUGGGAUGGCUAGUCUUUAG